Epithele typhae is the source of this 609-nucleotide messenger RNA. RefSeq lists its product as uncharacterized. The record is from RefSeq and is a predicted model, not a curated record. Bases 1 to 609 code for a protein of 202 amino acids. The transcript has 4 exons. NCBI's taxonomy places the organism in Eukaryota, Fungi, Basidiomycota, Agaricomycetes, Polyporales, Epitheliaceae.
AUGUGGUGUACACGAUGGUAUCUCCCGCUGGUGCUGCUUCCUAUACCGAUCGCCCCACCGUACUUCCUGUGCCUCUUCAUAUUCUCGGCAACAAUGCACGCGAGGCCAUGUUUCUACUGCAUGGUCCUGCUCUUUGCGAUGUUCAUCUCCUCGUGUUACUGGCCUCCGGUCGCCGUUGACACGCCUCUAGUACAACCAUGGGCCGACAACAUCACUACGUUUGCGGACGCAUUGCGACACGUAAUGCCGGACCUUCCCGAGGACAAGGUGCCCUCUACCAUCGCCGUCGCGGACCGCUGUUGGUGCGACCUCUCCGGUGGCUUCUUCACGCCGUACAACACGUCGAGAUGGGAAGAGGCAAGCAUGCUCAGGACAAAGCACAGCUUGGAGGCGGCGAUGGAGAGGGAGCGGAGGGAGUCCAUGCGCCGUCAAUGCGAGGAAAGCACCGAGGACCCGAUGCCGCCACUCCAAGAGGCGCCUGCUUCUCCGAAGGGCGCAGCAUCUACGCCGAAGAAAGGGGUCAUUCCGUGGCUCGCUGCAGAGUAUGACUUGCGCAAGUUUGGGUUCAACAUGGUGCUGGACCUGACUUGGCCGGAUUCAGGACGUUGA